Messenger RNA from Dreissena polymorpha, 4921 nucleotides. RefSeq names its product adenosine deaminase AGSA-like. Gene Ontology annotation, biological process: adenosine catabolic process; inosine biosynthetic process. The coding region runs from base 74 to 1693 and encodes 539 amino acids. The record is from RefSeq and is a predicted model, not a curated record. The transcript is spliced from 9 exons. Gene Ontology annotation, molecular function: adenosine deaminase activity. Lineage: Eukaryota; Metazoa; Mollusca; Bivalvia; Myida; Dreissenidae.
GUGUUCUUGAUCUUAACUGUCACAUGUCUUUAUCUGGAUGUUUUAAAGGUUAACUUAAAUUGUUAGUAUAGAAAUGGACUUCCUAGCUGUCGCACAUAAUCUAGGGAUCGUACUUGUGUUCUUUUUUACAACACUUCCAUUCAAAAAUGUGUCAGGAGGACCUAUAUUCGUUUCCGAGAUGUCAAUUAAUAACAACAACAAAGAGGUCAGGAAAGGUACCGUCGAUCAAAACGUUCCAGAUAACUACAUGAAGAUGAGAAAACGGUUGCUUGAAUCCGAACGAAUUGAUAUGGUUGGUGGGGAAUUGGUUCUUACCGCUAAGGAAAAGGAACUAAAUGCAAGACUUUUAACAUUGAAAAAGGCAGAAUUCGAUCAAGCUCACUAUAAUAAGUCUACGUUUGCGCCGCAAAACAACUUCCUUAUAUCGAAAGCACUUUAUGAACAAAGCGAUAUCUUCAAGAUGAUACAGAAAAUGCCCAAAGGCGGCGCUUUGCACGUGCAUGACGUGUCCAUAACAGACCUUUCUUGGUUGGUACAGAACGCCACCUACCGGACCAACUGCUACAUGUGCACCGACGCCGCUGGAAAACUUAAGUUCUUGUUCUUCCAAACACCCCCUCCUAACACAGAAUGCCCAUGGAAGUCGGUAGCAAGCGCGAGAGCUGUCUCUGGCAACCCUACCACGUUCGAUCAAAUGUUACUUGACAAUUUGGCAUUCAAUUCCACUGACGCCGAUAAAGAUAUCAAUGGCAUCUGGGCACGAUUCGAGGACAUUCUGAUACGCGCCGAGGGUCUCAUCUUAUACAAGCCCGUGUUCGUAGACUACUACAACGAGGCGCUGAGGGAAUUCCAGGCGGACAAUGUGCAGUACAUUGAGGUUCGAGCUCUUCUCCCAAAUGUGUACAACGACGACGGAACUACGCUUUCCCCGAGGGAGGUGUUGCAGCUGUACAAGGACACCACGGACACCUUCAAACAACAUAAUCCAAACUUUAUAGGUGCGAAGAUCAUUAAGACCAACGUCCGGUUUUUCAAUGAAUCGGUGAUCCUGGACGACAUUAAAAUGUCCCUGCAGCUAAUGGCGGAUUUCCCGGACUAUUUCGGCGGAUAUGACCUCGUAGGCCAGGAGGACCCGGGACUUCCCCUGAUUGAUUAUCUAGAUGCUCUUAGAUACCCGUCGACGCUGAAUCCACCUGUCAAUCUUCCGUAUUUCUUCCAUGCCGGGGAAACAAGUUGGCAAGGGACCCGGGUUGAUGACAACCUCCUGGACGCCGUGCUGCUAAACACCACAAGGAUCGGGCACGGCUACGCCCUUACCAAGCACCCGGAAGUGAUGAAGAUCGUCAAGGACAAUCACAUCGCCGUGGAAAUCAACCCUAUCUCGAAUCAGGUGCUAAAACUCGUCGAUAACCUGCAAAACCACCCUGGCGCCUCGCUCAUCGCGGCCGGAUAUCCGGUGGUUAUAAGCUCAGAUGACCCGGCGGUCUGGGGAGCCACCGGCCUCUCUUACGACUUUUACGCAGCCUUCAUGGCGAUGUCCGGCGAGACGGAUGGUCUCUCCCUACUAAAACAGUUGGCGAUGAAUUCCUUUUUGUACAGUGCUAUGAACGCUACGGAAAAGGUGGCGGCACUGUCUACGUGGACGAUCAUGUGGGACAACUUCGUACUGAACGCUUUUAAAGAGCAAAUGUAGAUUUGUGACUUGAACCAAGUUCCGUUCCUGUGUGUUAAUAUGAAAAUACACCGAAGUUUUGAUGUAACUGAGUUCCGUUCUUGUGAUAGUGUUGAAACGCACUUCCGCAUCCGCAGUUGGCAUGGUAAAAUUUGUGAAUGCAAAAUCAUAAGAAAUAUUCAGAGUUUCGGAAACAUAGUUGUUUUACUAUUAAGUUAUUGUUAAAUGAUAACGCUUUUUCGGAAAAAAAUAUAGAUAUCUGAUAACAGUGUUUUAUUAAGUAUUCCCAGUGCAAUAUUUAUUGUUGUUUUUUACAUAUUUUUAUAUUAGAUUGUGCACUUAUUAAAAGCCCUUUUAAAAUCCAUUUGGAUUAUGAAUGUUAGAUUGCAAACUUAAAACAGUAUGUUACAUGUUGUAUAUCGGCCGUGCUCUGUGAAAGGGGGUUCAAUGUGCAGUCUGCACAGGCUAAUCAGGGACGACGCUUUCCGACUUAACUGGAUUUUUUGCUAAGAAGAGACUUUCUUUACACAAAAAAUAUCAUAAAAAGCGGAAAGUGUCAUCCGCACAUGCAUUAAACCCCCUUUUUCACAGAGCACGAUCCAUAUGUUUAUUGUAGAGUAAUAGUUCUAUCAUUCACACAAAAAAAAAUUCUAAUAAAGUUAUACUUUAUUCAAAUUAAUUGAAAUACUUAUCAAAUGCAACCAAGCAAAAAAUGAACAAAGUAACAUAUUGUUCGUAUGAAAAAUGACUUACAAUUGUGAACAUUGCACACGACUAUACGAAAUAAAUUAUGUAAUUUUGAUUAAAUUGUUAUACACAAUAUUUUAAAUACGACCUUUAUGUUAUAGGCUUCUACAAAAUGAACUCCUUUAUUUUGCAAAGGAUAACAGAUCUUUAAACGGCAAUAGUUCAAUGUUGCAAUAUAUUUAAAAUAUAUGUGUUUUUUCACCUGCAUUUCAACAAAGAUAUGUAUAAUUGUCUUAAUUAAACUACUUUAGUUGUGUGUUUUAGAUUUUCUCAGUGCUGUUUUAAGAUCUUAAGUUGUAAACAAACUUAUAUUAGAAUUAACAUUUUAUGUUCGUGACAUUAAUACGCAUAUCAUAAUGUCGUCCUGCAGACAUGUUCAUAUUUGCGUAAUUCAAUAUGAUGGUAUGUUUAUGUGUCGGAAUAGAUCCCUUGUUUGAAUCGUUGGUGACUUGUUUCGAUUUUGUGUUGUUGUAUGAAUAUAGUAUUUAUAUUUGAAAGGACUAAACAGUAUCAAUACAGGACCUGUACUCAAUUAUUACUUCAUGUCAUUUGUUGUGGAUAUUGUUCAUGGUAUAUUUUAGUUGUAUGAAUUUAGUACUUUUAUUUGAAAAGACCAAACAGUAUCAAUCGAGGACCUGUACUCAAUUAUUACUAUUAUUAUAACGUAUCAUUUGUUAUGGAUAUUGUUCAUGGUAUCAAUCAUGCAAAGAUAUAUAGCAUUUUAGUUGAAUGUUUGAUGAAAAUGAAAUUUAUCAAACGCGGCUUCGAAAUAGAUUGAUGCUUUACCUGUGCGAUUAACUUCAUCUGCAUUCAACAUUUAACUUAUGAUGUAUGUAUCAUAUGAUUAAUAUGUUUUUUCAUAACCAUGUAAACAGUAUGAUUUGUAUCAAAUUAUGAAUCAAAACUCCAGCGUUCCCAAGAUUUAGCACUAAGUUUAUUAUAACUGCAAAUGAUCGUUUGAUAAGACAUCACAUUAAAUAAGAGGCAUGCUUUUUGAACGAGCUUUUGAAAUGAACUUAAGGUAUCCCAAACUACUUUAAGUGUCAAGCUACAAUGCAUAAGAUGGUUAUUGUUUGAUGGAUGGAUUCAUUGUAGCAUAAGGUUAAUAAGGUUAUUGCAAUUUAUUUUAAUUAUAAGAGUUAGUUUUAUGUAAUAAUGAUCGUAAUGGUAAAUUAUUUGUCGAUAGACUAUGCGAGCAAGACCAAUGUUCUUAUCUUCGUUUGAUAAUCAUUUACUUUUAUCUUAUCUUGAAAUAUUUAUCUUACGAUGUUAAGAGCUCUUUGGGGUCCAAUUUGUAUAAUUUAUUAUUUAUCACAUUGUUUAUCAUUUAUUUAAUUAUUACAUUUUAUUCGUUGCAUUUUACUAUCUGUUUAUGAAUAGUUAAUUUAAGAUUUUUCUAUUUUAGAUUUGUUAUUGAGAUAUUCUAUUUUAUAUGACAUUGUCUGAAUGUUAAGUGAACUGUGAAUGAUAAUAAUGAUAAUCACGCCAUUGCUUUUAUCCACAUUUUUUAAAGAAUAAUUAUUAUUUAUAAUUGUUAGCUUGCAACAUAUUAUUUUUAAUUGAAUGUGUAGGUAUUAAAAGCCUAAACUGUCGCUGUUUAGAGACAACGUUAAUUUAGAUGCAGACGCAAAAUAAAAAAUCAAUCAACCAUCUUUCAAAAUAUAUCUAUAAUGCAAACUGUGAACGGAAUACCAAUAAUUCUGAAAAACUUAUUUACGUAUAGUGUCUCAGUAUUUCAAUAAAAACAGUUAUUUCCAAUUAAAGUUGAACAACUUAUAGUACCUAUCAGUUUAAUCUAGUUCAGCGCUUUCACCAUUUCAUAUUGUCUCAUUAUUUAUGUAUUGCAAUUGUGAUGUGUUGUAUAUGGCUCAACAUUUCAUAUUGUCUCAUUAUUAAUGUUUUGCAAUUGUGAUGUGUUGUAUAUGGCUCACCAUUUCAUAUUGUCUCAUUAUUUAUGUAUUGCAAUUGUGAUGUGUUGUAUAUGGCUUAAAAGCAAGUGUAUGCUUACAAGCGAAUACAUGUUGUUGUUAUUGUUGUUAAGGAAUGGUACAUUUUAUUUAUGAAUUGACAUUCGAAAGGCAUUGUUUUUAUUCAGUGGAUCAGGGUUUUAUUACUUUUAUUCUUAGUUGUUGUAAAGUAGAAUGACUGUAUGAUAAAUAAGUACGGCGGCAUUAAAGAGCGGCAAUGAUACAUUGCACCGUUAGAAAAAAUGCGCUUUGUUAAAUUGCAUACUGUAGCAGUUUAAUUUAAUCGAAACUUCGUAAUAAAAUAAAAAUAAACUACGAUUCUUACAAAAUUGUCCUUUUAUUAUAUACUGGUGAACGCAUCCUUAUGUGACGUCAUCCAUUGUAGACGAACAUGGAGCUGCAUCAUUUACAAUACCAUAAGGGACUCAGUAUUGAGUCACUAGCUUUUUUGAACUGUAUUUGAAAUAACAUUUAAAUCAUGUAUGCAAUGAUUGUUUUGUGACUAGUCUUACAAUAAAAACGAAUACAACAGUUA